AUGUAUUCUAGUCCGUAUUCAGGAGUAUUCAUCGUCGGUGCGAAGCGUACAGCGUUCGGAACGUUCGGCGGAAAACUCAAGGGGCUCAGCGCCACGGAUUUGGGUGUUGUCGCCUCGCAAGGAGCGCUGAAACACGCGAAUGUUGGAGCCGACGCAGUGGAUCAUGUCAUUUUUGGAAACGUGGUUGCCAGCUCUCGCGACGGAAUCUACCUGACCCGUCACAUCGGACUCAAAGCGGGCGUCCCCCAGAACGUCGGUGCUCUCACCGUCAACCGUCUCUGCGGAUCGGGCUUCCAAGCGGUCGUCAACGCGGCACAAGCCAUCAAACUCGGCGAAGCGAACAUCGUCUUAGCCGGUGGAACCGAGAACAUGUCGAUGGUUCCAUUUGCAGUGAGAGAUAUCCGAUUCGGUACGGCACUCGGCAAGAAAUACGAAUUCGAGGAUAUGCUGUGGGACUCGUUGAGUGAUCCAUACGCAAAACUCGCCAUGGGACAGACUGCCGAGAAGUUGGGAGCACAGUACAAGGUCACCCGUCAAGAGGCCGACGAAUUCGCGUUGAGAUCUCAGACACUGUGGAAGAAGGCUCAGGAGGCGGGAAUCUACAAGAACGAGAUUGUGGGGAUCACUGUGAAAGGACGGAAAGGAGAGGAGAACUUCGACGUGGAUGAGCAUCCGAGACCAACGACCACCGAGAGUCUCGCCAAAUUGAAGCCAGUCUUCCAGAAGGACGGACUCGUCAAUGCUGGAAACGCAUCGGGAAUCUCUGAUGGAGCCGCCGCGUUGGUGGUCGCUGGAGAGGAUAGUGUGAAGGCGAAGGGUCUGAAGCCAUUGGCUCGUGUCGUCGCCUAUUCUGCUGUCGGUUGUGACCCGACUAUUAUGGGAAUUGGACCGGCGCCAGCGAUUCGCGAGGUUCUCAAGCAGAGUGGACUCAAGAUUGGAGAUAUUGAUAUCUUUGAGGUCAACGAAGCGUUCGCCCCACAAGCUUUGGCCGUCCAACGCGAGCUCGGAAUCCCAAUGGACAAACUGAAUGUUAACGGAGGAGCCAUCGCUCUUGGACACCCACUUGCCGCUUCUGGAGCCAGAAUCUCCACUCAUAUCGUCCAUGAGCUUCAACGCCGCAACGUCAAAUACGGAAUUGGAUCCGCCUGCAUCGGAGGAGGACAAGGAAUCGCUAUUCUCUUUGAGAAGAUUUAA
Messenger RNA from Caenorhabditis remanei, 1194 nucleotides. RefSeq lists its product as uncharacterized. Gene Ontology annotation, biological process: fatty acid beta-oxidation. The transcript is spliced from 4 exons. Lineage: Eukaryota; Metazoa; Nematoda; Chromadorea; Rhabditida; Rhabditidae. Gene Ontology annotation, molecular function: acetyl-CoA C-acetyltransferase activity. Bases 1 to 1194 code for a protein of 397 amino acids. The record is from RefSeq and is a predicted model, not a curated record.